Cucurbita moschata (crookneck pumpkin) is the source of this 3900-nucleotide messenger RNA. Its product is annotated as pollen-specific leucine-rich repeat extensin-like protein 1. The record is from RefSeq and is a predicted model, not a curated record. Bases 499 to 3900 code for a protein of 1133 amino acids. The transcript is spliced from 2 exons. Gene Ontology annotation, molecular function: protein binding. Lineage: Eukaryota; Viridiplantae; Streptophyta; Magnoliopsida; Cucurbitales; Cucurbitaceae.
AAAAGAAUUUUUUUUGGGUUAAUAAUAUUAAAAGAAAUUAAAAUAUUCAAAAUACUGUCAUAAUGGGCCCCAAGCAAAAAGAAGCCCUAUUUGGGCUGCGCCGCUUUAAGACAAUGGGCCUGGCCCAACAUUAAAACAGUAUUUUAAGCAUGGGCUAAAUCCGGCAUCUUCUUCUGCUUAAAGAGACAGCAGCCCAUUGGCCCAACAGAGAAAUGAAAUAAACACAGUGAAAAUCACGGCGAGCCGAUCAUUGAAAAGACCUCCAAAAAACGAACUCAACAAACUCGGGAGGAUUUCAAUGGGAAUCGGCUAUAUUCGGAAAACGACUGUUGGGCACGGCGGAAAAGCAUCUGGACCACCGAACCGACCCACUCCCCUCCAGUAUAAAACCCCGCCGGAGUCCCCAUUAAUCGUCAUCCCAUUCCAAAACAUUCCUUUGUAGGCCUAUUCAAGGAGGCAGCAGUAGUGUUUGAGGAGUAAAAGUUAAAAAAGUAAAAGAUGAAGGGCUUGGGCUGUUGUUUGUUUAUCUGUGUGCUUCUGUCAACAUUUUCAAUUUUCUCUUCGGCGCUUACUGAUGCGGAAGCUUCUUUCAUUGCCGGCCGCCAACUUCUAGCCCUGCAUAUGAACAAAGAUUUGCCCGACAAUUACGAUCCCAAGGUCGAGAUCAAUGAGACCUUUGCCAAUCCAAGGCUCCGACGGGCAUACGUUGCGCUUCAAGCCUGGAAGGUGGCUAUUUAUUCUGACCCUUUAAACACCACCGCCAAUUGGGUCGGCGCUGAUGUCUGUCACUACACUGGAGUUUACUGCGCUACUGCUCUCGACGACUCCACCGUCGAAGUCGUCGCCGGCAUUGACCUUAACCACGCCGACAUUGCUGGUUACCUGCCUGUCGAGCUCGGUCUGCUUGCUGACAUAGCCUUAUUCCACAUCAACACCAACAGAUUCUGCGGAAUCAUCCCAACGAGCUUCUCGAGGAUGACUCUGCUUCACGAGCUCGACCUUAGCAACAACCGAUUUGUUGGCUAUUUUCCUGAGGUGGUUGUGAGGAUUCCUAAUCUGAAAUUUCUUGACCUCAGGUUCAAUAAUUUCGAAGGCCCAUUGCCUCCUCAACUUUUCAACAAGACACUCGAUGCCAUUUUCCUUAACAACAACAGAUUCACCUCCAACAUUCCCGAUACUUUUGGGGAUUCGCCGGCGUCGGUGAUUGUGUUUGCCUACAACCAUUUCACGGGAUGCAUUCCGAGCUGCAUUGGAAAAAUGGGGAACACACUGAACCAGUUGGUAAUGUUGAACAAUGAUUUCGCUGGUUGUUUGCCCCCUGAAGUUGGGAUGCUUGGGAAUGUCGUGGUUUUCGAUAUUUCCGCCAACAUGUUUAGUGGGAUCUUGUCCAAGAGCUUCGAUGGCCUAAAGAAGGUCGAGAUUUUGGAUAUUUCUAACAAUUCCUUGACUGGGGUUGUGGAGGAAGGCUUAUGCAACUUGCCCAAAUUGGCUGAAUUCACCUUCUCUCACAAUUUCUUCAAUGGCGAGGCGGAGAAGUGCGUGCCGCAGAGUAGAAAGGAUGUUGUGUUCGAUGAUACUGCAAAUUGCUUGCCCGAGAGGCCCAAGCAGAAGGCGGCUGAGGCUUGUGCUCCGGUGACCAGCAAGAGUGUUGAUUGCAGUAAGGCUAUGUGCGGCGGAGGAGCGCCAUCGCCGUCGUCGAUGCCGUGGCCAUGGAAGUCACACUCACCACACACACCACAAACACCAGUACGUGUUCAUCAUCCUCUUUCUCCACCUUCAUUACAUUCACAACCACCAACGCCCUCGUCACCCCAACCACCAGUUCACUCUCACACACCAUCGGCCUCAUCACCCGUUGACUCUCACACACCAUCGGCCUCGUCACCCGAAGCACCCGUUGACUCUCACACACCAUCAGCCUCGUCACCCGAAGCACCCGUCGACUCUCACACCCCCGCUGCCCCAUCACCCGGGGCAACAGUCGAAUCUGAAACCCCGGCUGCACCAUCACCCGAGGCAACAGUCGAAUCUGAAACCCCGGCUGCCCCAUCACCCGGGGCAACAGUCGAAUCUGAAACCCCGGCUGCCCCAUCACCCGGGGCAACAGUCGAAUCUGAAACCCCGGCUGCCCCAUCACCCGGGGCAACAGUCGAAUCUGAAACCCCGGCAGCCCCAUCACCCGGGGCAACAGUCGAAUCUCACUCCCCGGCGGCUCCAUCACCCGGGGCAACAGUCGAAUCUGAAACCCCGGCGGCCCCAUCACCCGGGGCAACAGUCGAAUCUGAAACCCCGGCGGCCCCAUCACCCGGGCCAUCACCCGAGGCAACAGUCGAAUCUGAAACCCCGGCUGCCCCAUCACCCGAGGCAACAGUCGAAUCUGAAACCCCGGCUGCCCCAUCACCCGAGGCAACAGUCGACUCUGAAACCCCGGCUGCACCAUCACCCGAAGCACCGGUGACCCCAUCACCCGAAGCACCAGUGGCCCCAUCACCCGAAGCACCGGCGACCCCAUCACCCGAAGCAACUGUCGACUCUGAAACCCCGGCUGCCCCAUCGCCUGAAGCACCGUUGACCCAAUCGCCUGAAGCACCGUUGACCCAAUCGCCUGAAGCACCGGUGGCCCCAUCGCCCGAAGCACCGGUGGCCCCAUCGCCCGAAGCACCGGCGACCCCAUCACCCGAAGCAACGGCGACCCCAUCACCCGAAGCAACUGUCGACUCUGAAACCCCGGCUGCCCCAUCACCUGAAGCACCGUUGACCCCAUCGCCUGAAGCACCGGCGACCCCAUCACCCGAAGCACCAAUUGACUCUGAAGCUCCAGUGGCCGCUUCACCCGAGGCUCCAGUGGUCGCUUCACCUGAAGCACCAAUUGACUCUGAAGCUCCGGUGGCCGCUUCACCCGAGUCUUCGGUGGCCGCUUCACCCGAGUCUUCGGUGGCCGCUUCACCCGAGUCUCCGGUGGCCGCGUCACCCGAGUCUCCGGUGGCCGCGUCACCCGAGUCUCCGGUGGCCGCGUCACCCGAGUCUCCGGUGGCCGCGUCACCCGAGUCUCCGGUGGCCGCGUCACCCGAAUCUUCGGUGGCCGCUUCACCCGAGGCACUCGUAGAGUCUGAGACCCCGGCUCCAGUGGCUGCAUCACCCGAGGCACCAGUAGAGUCUGAGACCCCGGCGGCCCCAUCACCCGAGGCACCAGUAGAGUCUGAGACCCCGGCGGCCCCAUCACCCGAGGCACCAGUAGAGUCUGAGACCCCGGCGGCCCCAUCACCCGAGGCACCAGUAGAGUCUGAGACCCCGGCGGCCCCAUCACCCGAGGCACCAGUAGAGUCUGAGACCCCGGCGGCCCCAUCACCCGAGGCACCAGUAGAGUCUGAGACCCCGGCGACCCCAACACCCGAGGCACCAGUAGAGUCUGAGACCCCGGCGACCCCAUCACACGAGGCACCAGUAGAGUCUGAGACCCCGGCGACCCCAUCACCCGAGGCACCAGUAGAGUCNGAGAGCCCGGCGACCCCAUCACCCGAGGCACCAGUCGAGUCUGAGAGCCCGGCGACCCCAACACCCGAGGCACCAGUCGAGUCUGAGAGCCCGGCGACCCCAACACCCGAGGCACCAGUCGAGUCUGAGAGCCCGGCGACCCCAACACCCGAGGCACCAGUCGAGUCUGAGAGCCCGGCGACCCCAACACCCGAGGCACCAGUCGAGUCUGAGAGCCCGGCGACCCCAACACCCGAGGCACCAGUCGAGUCUGAGAGCCCGGCGACCCCAACACCCGAGGCACCAGUCGAGUCUGAGAGCCCGGCGACCCCAACACCCGAGGCACCAGUCGAUGACAUCAUUCUUCCUCCAAACUUGGGCUUCGUGUACUCAUCACCGCCUCCACCAAUGUUCCCAGGCUACUAA